UAUACAUUUUAUUUUGUAUGACUUAUGUUUAGAAUGCCGCCUCAUGUUGUAAUGAUCUUAAUAGAUCUCUUACAAGAUAGGAUGCAUCAUGAACGACAUUCAAUACCAAUUCAUCUAGUGGUUCUAUCAAUGCUGAGGUUUUUUGCUGAAGGUAGCUUCCAAAAAGGAUUUUCCAAUAAAUACCGACAUCCUAUGGGACAGGCCACAGCAAGCCGUUAUCUUGAUACCUUUCUACAAGCAAUAUUGCAGUUGACACCACAGUUUAUUCAAUUUCCUACUUCACAACAAGAAAGACAACAAAUUAGUGCUCAAUUUCAAAGGACGAUAAGAAUUCCUGGUGUUAUUGGAUUAGUUGAUGGUUUUAUAGUUUGCAUGAAACGUCCUUCUGAAAAUGAAGAGGCUUUUUUUAAUUACAGGCAUGGGCCAGGAAUGAAUGUCCAAAUUAUUGCAGACUGUAAUUAUCUAAUUAGGGGUAUCCGUAUCAUUCCCGGAAGUAACAACGACCAGUUUAACUGGAAUUUCAGUCAAGCUCGUGAGUACAUGGAAUAUCUAAGAAACAAUCCAGAAAUUGUACAAAAUGAAGGACUUUAUUAUAUCCUUGGAGAUAGUGGAUACGCUAGAUCUUCAACAUUGUUGACUCCAAUUCUUGAUGCUCCAGAAGGAACCCCAGCACAUGUUUAUACUGAAGAACACGUACACACACGGUGCAAAGUAGAGCAAACCAUUGGAAUUUUUACAGGCACAUGGAAAGUGAUAAGUAGAUCCAGAAAACUGUAUUACAGACCACGCAAAGUUUGGAUGCUUAUAAUGCAGCUGCGAUCUUACACAAUUUUAGAUUAAUGCAUGGAGCAUCUUUUGAUAUUCGCAAUAAUAACAUUCAUAUGAACAAUGAUGAAAAUAAUGACAUUCAAUUUCAAUUUCCCAAUGGGCAAGAAGAAAUUGAUGGUAUACU
This is a messenger RNA of Nasonia vitripennis (jewel wasp), 952 nucleotides long. RefSeq names its product putative nuclease HARBI1. The record is from RefSeq and is a predicted model, not a curated record. NCBI's taxonomy places the organism in Eukaryota, Metazoa, Arthropoda, Insecta, Hymenoptera, Pteromalidae. The transcript is spliced from 5 exons. Bases 25 to 840 code for a protein of 271 amino acids.